Messenger RNA from Musca domestica (house fly), 8117 nucleotides. Its product is annotated as protein chiffon. The record is from RefSeq and is a predicted model, not a curated record. Gene Ontology annotation, cellular component: Dbf4-dependent protein kinase complex; nucleus. Lineage: Eukaryota; Metazoa; Arthropoda; Insecta; Diptera; Muscidae. Gene Ontology annotation, molecular function: zinc ion binding; protein serine/threonine kinase activator activity; nucleic acid binding. The transcript is spliced from 2 exons. Gene Ontology annotation, biological process: regulation of cell cycle phase transition; positive regulation of nuclear cell cycle DNA replication. Bases 232 to 6921 code for a protein of 2229 amino acids.
UUCGAUUUAGCGGAAAAUUAUUUCAGCAACAUUAGCAACACCGUUCAUAACAGACGGCACAGGGUUGCAUUUUUGACGUACAAUAUAAGAAAAUACGAAAGACAAAAGAAAAAAAAAACGAAAAUAAAAGCAAACGAUAUUUUACUUAAAAUGCAAUAAUCUACAAUUUAAGAUGACACAAACGAAUAUUCAGUUAGAAACAGCUAUUAAUGCCAUAUUGGGCCUAAAGGUAUGCAACCACAAUCGGAAAUCAUCAAAAAAAGCAAACUUAAAACACAGCAACAGCGGCAAAGUACUUUUCAGCAAUUGCCAACAACGCCAACAACAAGGAACCUCCCGACAGGCUCUGCAGCAGCAACAGCUUCGCCAGGAGCAUCACCAGCAGGUGCUACGGUAUCCGAUAUACACAAACAACGUACUCCUGUCAAAGUAAUCAAAUGCAAGAAACCCCUUUGCCAUUUUAAAUUCUAUUUGGAUAUAUGUGAUCAUCAGCUAACGAAACGUAUUGAGGAACAAAUCAGACUAUUGGGUGGUUCAUUGGAGUUCUUCUUAACACCCAGUGUUACACAUUUUGUAACCGACAAGCCAGUUGUUGCCGCCGCCGGGGUUGUUAAUAGUAAUAACACCAGCUGUCCAGGUACUCCACAAACACCUCAGACACCGCAAACGCCGCAGACUCCAUACUCAAUAGAAAAUUUUGAAAGCUCUAGAGUAGCAAAUAAUGGCAGUACAUCAGUCAUAUCCAAGAAACCAAUACGAAAUUCUAGAGCCGAUGCCAUAUUAAACCGUGCCAGACGUCUAAGUACUGCCGCAACAACAACACCCACUACAACUGGCUGCAUUACCCGAAGAGCGUCGACCGUUGAUCAACUACCACAAGCAGCCGCCGUAAUUGCAACAACACCUUUAAAGUCCAGAGAUAAUGUCGGACCACCCCCACCCUAUGUUGUAUGGCAGUGUGAGAAUGCUUUAAGAUUUUUCAAAAAAGUCCAACACGAGCUCAAGGAUUAUUUGGGAGAUUCAGCCAAGGGAUCCCAAAAGUCGUACACAGUCGAACCAAUUAGUCUAAAAGGUGGUUUUAUAAAAAUCGAAGCCCUCAAACGCAAUUAUCGCCCCUAUUACCAUCUUUUCAAAAAGCCAGCAAGUGAGUGGCCUAAAAUAGAAUUGACACGUGAAGACGGGGCUUUUCGACUGUCGCCCAAGAAGGAUAUCCCAAAGGAGGAGGAUAAACUGAACGACGGUGGUGAGACAAAUCAACAAAAAGAUAACAACAUGACUCGCAAAUCAAGAUCUAGAUCGGCCCAAAACAUUAGAAAACCUCAAGAUAAUGAACUUCUCAAAUCGCCCGCGAAUUCACAGAAAAACAACGUUUGUAAAAAUCAGGCUCAAGCACCCAAGGACUCGUCCGACAAGCAAUGUGGUGUAUGUGAAAUAUGUAAAAUUGAAUAUGAUGCUUUAACCAUCCACCUGAAGACCAAGGAUCAUGAAUAUUUUGCCAAAAAUUCGCAGAAUUUUAUAGCCUUGGAUUCGCUGAUAACAUCCUCGGCGGAUGUCAAUAAAUUCUUAAGUGAAAAUCGUAAAUUAGAUUCUAAAGCUGAGUUGGAAGAAAUGGAAGUAGACCAAGAAGAGCUAGUCGGUCAUGAAGUAGAUCCUCUGGAGGAUGAUGAAGCAGUCGACGAAGCAGUCGAUGAAGAUACUUGUUCCUUGAAUAAGCCAUCAAAGACCAAAACCGCUUCACCAACACUGCGCGAAAAGUCUAAAAGGUCUACCAAGGGAAAACAUUCCUCUGAAAAAUUUAAGAAUGCAAUCAUCACCACCAAAUCACCAAAGACACCUAGUCCACAGAAGACGGCACCACCACCAUUACCACCUUUGGUUGUGAAGACGCCAGUUACAGGUCGCAAAAAACACUCUGGAUCGGCGUCAAAUGCUGUUUUGUCGCCACCAAUACGUGCCAUGUUGCCACCAAAUUCCCUCUACAAAGUCGUGGAAACGCAUACAACUGAUGUGCAGUGUACACCAACUAAAAAUAGAGUGGGUGUCGACAAUUCUGUAACUGCAUCACCGUCCAUUAUUGUGAAGUUUAAAAAGGUGCGCAAUACCGAACUGCAGGUUUUGAAUGGUGAGGCGGAGAACUUUAUGUUUCCCAAGAAGCGAAGCGACUCAAGUGAAUUGCCCACUGAUAUCGAUAGGCACACAAGUUCGGAAAGGGCCCAAAACACGGCAUCGAUUUGCACAUCCUCAUCCUCGGGCACUCCAUCGGAGGCGACACCAUCAUCCGAAUCCGAAGACGAGAAUGAGGAAUACUUUGAAGAAUGCCCAAAAAAGGCCAUAGUUAAUGGUCAGAAGGCCAUAGCGAGGGCCACGAGAAAACUGUCUGCCCAAACAACGGGAAAACGUAAUGUAAUUAUAACACCUGUAAAUACCCAGGAAGAGGGCAGACAAACCUAUGUGAAAACUCCCAUACCAACAAAGGGGCUAAAAACUAGUUCUACUACCAACCUCACCACCUCCUCCAAAGGUGAGGGAGGUAGGCAGAGCUUUCCGAAAGCCCCCAUCCAGCCACUUGAACAACUGAAAAAGAACACAGCCCAAAGCGGUGGACGUAGAAAUUCGGCGGCAGCACCAAGUUCUGCUGAAAUUUUAGCGGAGACAGCUAAAAUAAUAAUUCCUGAAGCAACACGCAAAAGUUCCCGAACCGCAACGGCAAUAGUUACGGCAGCUACAACCAGCACGCGUAUUAUGCAGGCCGCUGUGGAUGCAGCAAAAAACAAGUGUAAGCAACAACAAUCAGGUGCAAUAGUAACAGCGGCAUCAUCCAACGGCACAACAGCUAAAGCCAAAGUCGGUAGGCCUCCCUCCCUAGCCACAAAGAGAGCUCAGGCAAGAGAUGAGCAAAAAAGUGAAAGGCAAGAAGAGGAGGAGGAGGCAAAAACGCCAAAAGAAAAUAAACCAAAGUCUGAAAUUGCGGAAUUAGGAACUAGAAGAUUGCGCUAUAGUCACCGUCAAUCAGUUGUUUUUAAUCUGGAGGAUAGGAUGGGGGAGAAUACAAAAACCAACAAAUCUAUAAAGUCGAAUAAUAAUAUUGAAGCGAUCGCUUUGCCAACUACAAAUAACACUAACACAUGCGAAAAGAGGUUGCGCGCUGGAACUGCCAUAGUGUAUAAGAAUGAAAUUCUUGAUGAGGAGGACUACGACGAUGAUGUCUCCGUGGAUAAUGACGAUGAAAAUGACGAGGAUUUUAAGGUGACAGAAAGCAAAGCUAAAACAUCGCCCAAGAAGUCAGCUAAUAUUACAACACCAGCUCAAACAAAUCCACAAGCGCAAUCAAUAAAUAAGUUGACAGAAACGACGGUCACCAAGUGCGUCGCUACAACAAGGCAAAGAAGAACACGUUUUGGUGGAGCCGUCGUUAAAGUGGAAGUUACUUCGGAUGUUGAAAAAGAACAAGAAGAAGCUGUUGAGCAAACACAUGAUCUUCCGAAGGUCCAGACGAGAGCAAAAGCUGGCGAUAAAGAUGUGAUAGAAAAGAGGAAAUUAGAAACUCAACCAUCAGUACCACUACCUGCUGCACCACCAUCAUCUCCACCGAAGAAAUCUCUGAGAAAGUCGGCCCUAACAGCCAAAGAGGAAAAGUCUGCCCAACCAGCUGACAAGAAACAAGAGCAGCAGCAUACAUCACCCAAAUCCUCCUCGCCACCUAAAAAGGAGCCGUCUUCUCCUUCUAGGUUCUUCGAUUUUACCAAGAGCGAACGUCUCAAGCAACUGCGAUAUGCCUUCGAACGUUUACCCGAGUAUGAUUUAUGGUAUCGUGUAUACAAACGACAAGAUAACUGUCAAGAAAAGUACUUUGAGUAUUAUGGUUCCACAACGUAUCGAAAAUUGCCCUAUGAAUUGGGACCGGUGCCCUUUGAAAUGUCCCUACAAGGCGCAAUGGGAACGAAAGUGUGUUGCAAACUUUGUCAGAAUAAAGAUAUGAACCAACAAGAGACUGAUGGCAAGCAGGCCGUAGCUGUAGCAUCAUCAUCAUCUAGGGCUGGCAAUAAAGAUUUACAAACGAAAUGCGAAAACCUAAUAAAGCAAGAGGAGGAUACGCAGCAUUGUGGGACAUCUUCCAACUCAGGACUCCCCCCUGCUACACCACAGCAGCAAGAACAUUCCAAACUUUCAAUAUCCACCACCGAUUCCAAUGCAACCGCAACACCAUAUACGCACAAACACAAGAAACUGCACUUGCUUCAACGUUAUCGCCAAGAACAGGAGCAGCAGGAAAAGCUGCAGCGUCAAAAACUAGAAGAACAGGUACAAAGUAGCAAUGCUCAUCGCUUAUCUGCAGCAGCGGCGGCGGAUGGUGACAGUAUAAAAGUGGAAACAAAACACGAAGAUGGUACCCGCAGUAGACACGAGCGUGCUGGCUCUACCCACAGCAAUGCCAGCAGUUGUGCAAGUAGUACGGCCACUUUUGGUAAAUCUCGACGGAUGCAUAAGAAACUUCUUAAUAAGGCAGCGUUCAUGGCCCAUUUGGAGCUACCACCACGGAAGUCACCCCGCGAGCAUGCUUCCACCCUGGCAUUAGUAAGUUGUAUUAUAAAACAGAGAAAGGACUCGGUGAGUAAGUCAAACUCUGAGUGUGAUGAGCCAAAAACACCAACAGAGGACUCUAGGCCGCUUCCGGCUAUUCCAACUGUCCAGGAGCUUGCUGAAAAAGAAGUAAAUCUACAAAAAGUUGCGCAGCGUUUGAAAACUCCACCACCUGGUGUCAAAACACCUGCCAGACAAUCACCCCUGCCACAAAGCACGGUUGUGAAUUCGCCCAGAACCCGUUCACAGGCGGCCACACCCGUGGAGGAGCUACGCUUUGCUACCGAAAUAUCGGAAAAUGUAAAGCGUAUGCGAAGGGGUCGAAACAAGUAUGAUUAUUCACCGCCUUUUGUUGCUCGAGUGGCAAGUGCUACUGCUCGUUCCUCUAGAGGUCGAGCUGCUGCCAAUAAUGUUGCUAUGAACCUAUUCGGUAGGUAUUCAACGGGAAAUUCUUCGUUGUCGAUACAGCAAAGAUCAAGAACGCCGAAUGCCUCGAAUAAAACUCGUGAAUCUCUGGGUGCUAGUGGUAGCGGAGGCAUUCUUAAACGAGGCAGGGGUCGGCAGAGAUUAGUGGGUGUUCCCCGAAAUUCGUUAACUGCCAAAAACAACAAAAAUAUUCUACCAGCCAUUCGCAAGACAGGCUCCAAAAAGGGUGUCUUAGAAUUUGAAGCAGACUCCUCAGCAUUGGAAGCCUUAAAGAAGAUUACCACAGAAUACAAGAGUCCUCGAUUUCUGGAAUGGCAAAUAGAUAAGUUUUUGACAUUAACACCACCCAGCGGCUUAGACGUGGACAAUGAUCUGUUUGAGUUGAAUGGUUCGACCCUGGAACCGAGUGUAAGCCAUCAGUCCUCACAGCUAACAACCCGCCAAGAACAAGAUAUGCCUACUGCCUCCUCAUCAAGUAUUCUUAACACUCCGCCAUCUACCGAUUACUUUUCCAGUGAUUUCGAUCUCUGUGAUUUGAUAAAUCAAGACCUGGAAAAUGGUCAAAAAGACGCUGACGAUGGCCGAGCUGGUCAAGAUGCUAAAGCGAAAAAGUUUAGCAUAUUUAAUACGUCACAUAUGUUGGGCUAUUAUCGUAAACGAAAAAAUCUCAAAACCAAUCGAACGGGAUGGCCCAAAGUUUGUCGAAAGAAGACAGUUACCCGCCAACAAUCUCAAAGUAAUAAAAUAUAUUUCUUGGAAAAUGGUCUGGGGAAACAAGAAAGUUCACAAGUGGUGGAGAAUAAAAAGGUACACAUUAAGCAGGAACAGUUAGAUGUGCAGGAUGAAGAAAAGUUAGUGGACGAUGAUGAGGAAACUACGCAAGAAAAAACAAGAAACGAUGGUGUUAUUACACCACCCGAUUCUGAUGUUGAGAUGGGCGAAAAUGGAAAAUGUGUGGCAGAAGAUGAUGAAACAAUGAACAUCAUGGCAGAUGAGGAGGAGGAUUCUCAACUGGGAUUGAAUGAAGAUUCACAGACGGCUAACGAUGAAGAAGACGAUGAUGAUGAGGAAGAGGAUAAUGAUACUAUGGCCGAUUCCAUUGAAGAAGAUACCGUCAAUGUACCACAAAAAGUGACAGCAGAAUCUGAGGUCGAAUUGGAGGAGGGAGAUAACGAAAACGAUGAGGAGGAGGAGGAUGAGGAGGAAGAAGAGGAAGACGAUGAUAAAGAACGCGAAGAAGAUGAUGAUGAGGAUGCUCCCGAUGUUGAAUGCAAGAAAAUCCUAAAGAAAUCGAAACGUUCCACAUCGAAAACAUUUCUCACACAAGACGAUGAAGAUUCCUAUGAACCUCAAGAUAAACGAUUGCGUUGUUUAGCUGAUGACGCCGCCACAUUAAGUCCUGUGGACAAGUCUCGCCCGAAUGUGGCAACAACAUCAACACCCUGCACCCCGUUUAUGCGUGCUAUGCGGCGCACACCUCAAUUGAAUGGCAGUCUUGGUAGCUGUAUUAGUCCCAGCGAAAAGGCUGGUGAUAAUUCGGAUAUUUUCACUGUUUCGUCAGAUGGCCUGGACACCGAUCUCGAUCUUAGCAAUUCCCAUUCUCAGCUAAGAAAUGCCGGUGACGAUGAAAUGCAUCCUAAUCACCACCACCAUCAUCAUCAUCCUAAUUUACAGCAACACCAUCAGCAUGAUCAUUCGAGCAAUACAACACUGAAUAGUAGUGCCGCAACGACAACGCCAAAACGAAAAUUUGAUAUAUCCAAAUAUGCUCCCACCAAUGCCGCAUCGUGUGCAGCUGAAGCGGCGACAGCAGCCGUCAAAUCUUUGGCAAUUUCACAGUUUCUAAAGAAGGAGGUACGAGUGACAUGCCGACGUUUGAGGGCACCGUUUAGAAGAUUUCGUUAUCGCAGAUAGGGACAGGGUUAUAUUUUAAUACCCAUUUUUGACUGAACACCAUCAUCGAUCGACAACAGCGGUAACAUUGUCAUCAGUAAUAGAAGCCAUGCAACAAGGGUGUGAUGUGAAAUUUUGAGGACUUGAUGAGGAAGUUGUGGUAUUUUUGUCAAUAGAUAAAGGGUUUAUUAUUACAUACCGAAGAUUUCGAGAUUUGGGUUCACAAAUUUUCCUCAAAUCGUUUCGCAAAAUGGAUUGCAAAUGGAAUUUUAUUAUUUCAUUUGGUUUUCAUGAAGAGUAGCGAUUUAGGAAUCUAAAGGAAUAUUAAUCUGGUGACAGCAACAGAAAAUUUUAUGAAAGAAAAUAAAUGAGUUUUUGGACAUUUUGGAAGAUUUGGAUUUUGUCUUCUUUUCCCCAAAAAAAUCAGAUUUUAUUUCAGACAAUUUCCUGUGUGUGAAGAAAGAAAAUCUUUCGAAUAAAAUUACAUUUUGCAGUAAUAUAUCAUUGAACCCAUAACCUGAAACCUAAGGUCUUAUGAAAAAAUCUCUUUUUUUUAUUAAAAUAUCAAACUCCUCGGAAAGAACUUUAUAUUUCCCUAUGCAAAAAAAUACACACACAUCAGAACACAAUGUUGUAUUCGUAUAAAAAAAGUUUGAAAAAAACAACAUAUAUUACCUUUUGUAAUUUAUAUACAUAUAAAUGGUAUUAAGAUACGCCUAGGAUAAAUUAUUGUAAAAAGCUACAAAUUAGCAAUAUAUAUGCCAACGCAAAGUAUACUAAUAAGAUUUUUGUCUAAAAUUUGUUUACAAAAAUCAUUUGGGAUUUUUAAAACCCUUUUGUUUGAUAAUUUGUUGUUUUCGUUUACUGUAUUUCUUUAUUUUUUUUUAAUUUUUGUGCGUUAUCCGUUCCAUUUGUCGAAAAAAAAAAACAACAACCAACCAAACGAAAAAAACUGAAAUAACUGUUCCAUUAACAAUAAAAUGAAUAAACAUCAAUACAUACAACAUAACGCUUAUACCAUAAUCCAUGUACUUUGCUCUUUGUAAUUCAAUUUGUUUAGUUCAAAAUAGAUCACCAGAAACAAAAUUUAUUGUAAUACAAUUCUAUAAAUAUAUAAAUACAUACAUAAAUAUAGUUAAAUAACAUGUAGGCUUUUAGUAUUUAGUUUAAAAUAAAUAAAACAAAUGAUAAUUUAAAAUAAAUGCAAAUGAAACAUA